Melanotaenia boesemani (Boeseman's rainbowfish) is the source of this 5736-nucleotide messenger RNA. RefSeq names its product WAPL cohesin release factor a (gene wapla). Lineage: Eukaryota; Metazoa; Chordata; Actinopteri; Atheriniformes; Melanotaeniidae. Gene Ontology annotation, biological process: regulation of chromosome condensation. The coding region runs from base 313 to 3831 and encodes 1172 amino acids. The transcript has 20 exons. The record is from RefSeq and is a predicted model, not a curated record.
CAUCGAGGAGGGAGGGGAUAUUUUAAUGGCCGUCAGUUGCACUUCAAAAUGCAAAAACUCCGGAUUAUCCUCAAUAUUUAGAUUGGGGUAGCCUAAGGAGCGUUUUAUAGGCAUUUCCUUUGAAACGGGCAUCGCUUAGGAGACAUAUACAUGUUAGAUAUGUGUUUAUAGAACAGUUUCUACUGCACUGAACGGACUUUACCCGCUUGAUUUGUGCGUGAGUAGGUGAUCAGGCCUAGCCGGCUGGCUAGAAAACAAGCGGACGGUUAGCUAUUCGCUGGAGUUGAAAGGGAAUAUGUAACAGCAACAAACAUGACAUCCAGAUUUGGUAAAACAUACAACCGCAAGGGAGGGGAGGCAAAUUCAAAAUUUGAGGAAGUCUUCUCCAAUAAAAAGCCCACUUUGACUACCAAAUGGGGGGAGACCACCUACAAAGCUCAAGUGGGAGCUAAUAGGCCCUUACUAAAACCUGAUGAAUCUCAGGCUUCCAAGAGACCCAGGCUUGAAGACAGUGAUAGUGAAGAAGACCCAUUUGGGUUUGACAGUGAUGAGGAGUCCAAGACCGUGACCUCUCACAGUUUGUCUGAGACAAAAUUCACAGAGAGGGAUUUAACGACGGCUGCAGUGCAGAGUAGAUCUGCAGUUUCUGUUGUAACCUCUCCACAGAGCUCUACAAUUGUAACAGCUACACUCACAAGUAAGCAAGUGUCAGAAGGAGAGGAUGUUAAAAACAACCAGCCCUGGUACAAAAGUGCAUCAGUUGGCAACCAAAAACCUGCAUGCGCGACCUCUCUCACAGUCAUUUCUGAUGAUCAGAACUUCUCAAUUUCCCAGAAGCCUGUUUCCUUUUCUCCUGCUUCAGACACCUCACUUAUUCUCUCUACCAGUGUACCCGGAGUAAGCAGAGAUCUCCAAACCCCUUCCUCUUAUGAUGAACUUUUGACAGAGGAGAUAAAGAAUGCUGAGCAGGAGCUUUCCACAGAGCCACCACCAGAACCAGUAGACAACAUUCCCCCUUCGCCAUUUACCCUCAGGGCCUCAAACUGCAAGAAAUACCAGCGGCCCAACCGGCUUAACAAAAUGGAGUGUGAACCUGCUGAAGACAAUGGCAAAAAGCCCACCGACACAGCGAGUGCCCAAGAUAAACCCAACAGUGUCCUUUCUGCUAGUGCAAGUAGUACUGCUGCCAGUGCUAAAACAGCAGCCAAGCCAGCAAGCCGUGGUGGUGGGAGGGUGCGGGACUAUACAGUUCUGCAUCCUUCCUGUCUGUCGGUGUGCAACGUAACUAUCCAGGACUCAAUGGAACGAACCAUUGAUGAAAUGGUAACCCCGGCUCCCCCUGCUGAUGUUGGAGAAGCAGGGCAGAUGAAGAAAAAGUCUGAUGCGCAGCCACCCAAACCUGCUAGGUUCAGAACCACCCAGACAAAGACAAAGAAAACUAAGACUGAGACUAAGUUGGAGUUCUUCGGCUUUGAGGAUAAAGAAGGCGAGGAAGACGAGGAGGGUUCAGAGGUUGGCAUGGCAGGCAAGAGUAACUACAAGAUCAAAUAUUUUGGCUUUGAUGACCUAAGUGAGAGUGACAGCGAUGAUGAGAGCUCUCAGGCCAAAGAGAAGAAGGCCAAGAAGGCGGCUGCAGCUUUAGCUGCUCUGAGCUCCAGUGUGGACAGUCCGCAUACUAGUGACUCUCAGGACAGUCAGGCCAGCAGCAAUACAGAUGCUUUUGAGUUCUCGGAUGACUUCAGUCCUGGUGGAACAGAGGGGCAGAGAGGGCGAACUGGGAAGCAAAGUGACAAAUCCAAGGACAUUGGUAGUGGACUCAAAAAGAUUUUCAGUGGACCCAAAAAGUCCCCUUCUAAAGCUGUGUACAAUGCUCGCCACUGGAACCAACCUGAGCCUGAGGAGAUACCAGUUCCUCCACUUUCUCGGUCUCAGACUGCUCCGGCCAUGUUGUCAAGCAGCAGCAAGGACAGCAACUCCCAUAAAGAUGAUGGCUUGUUCAAAGCCCCUCCACCACCACCCAAAGUCAUUAAGUCAGAGACCAUCCCCACACGACUCAACCAGGAUAUUGUCACAGCCCUCAAAUGCAGAAAGGAAGACAAAGAGUUGUACACAGUGGUGCAGCAUGUGAAACACUUCAAUGACGUGGUAGAGUUUGGAGAGAAUCAAGAGUUCACAGACGACUUUGAGUACCUGGAGACGGGACUGAAAAGCAGUCAGCCACUUAACACAAGAUGCCUUAGUAUAAUAAGCCUGGCAACACGGUGCGCCAUGCCCAGUUUUAGGAUGCACCUCCGGGCCAGAGGAAAAGUGGCGCAGGUCUUUAAAAUGCUCAGUGAUGCUCCACAACACCCGAACCUUGCUCUGUGCACUGCUGCCCUGAUGUACAUUCUAAGUCGGGAUCGUCUUAACAUGGAUCUGGAUAGAGCAUGUCUGGAGCUAAUGAUCAAACUACUGGAACUAGACCAGGACUACUCGGGCCACCAGGACCAGCUCACCGCAAAAGAAGUGGCAAAAGUUAAGGAGAAGAUCAGGAAGCUGUGUGAGACUGUGCACAACAGGCACCUCGACUUGGAAAACAUCACGACGGGCCACCUUGCCAUGGAGACAUUGCUCUCUCUUACAUCAAAGAGGGCUGGGGAUUGGUUCAAAGAAGAACUGCGACAAUUAGGAGGCCUGGACCAUAUAGUAGACAAAGUGAAAGAGUGUGUGCAGAACCUGAGCCAAGAGGAUGACAAAGAAAACCUUGUUGCGUCUUUAUGGGGAGCUGAAAGGUGUCUGAGAGUGCUGGAAAGUGUGACAGUGCAAAACCCAGAAAAUCAGGGAUACCUGAUUGCCUACAAAGAGUCACAACUCAUUGUCUCGUCUGCCAGAGCUUUGCGAUACUGUGAGGAUAUGAUCCAGCGGUACAGCAGGGCGUUAAACAACAGUGCUCUGUCAUCGUCGGGUGCGACGCAGCCCCACUGCAGCUUCAGCAACGUGGGCAAGGCAGUGGAGGAUUGUAUGAGGGCUGUUAUAGGGGUGCUGCUCAACCUCACUCAUGACAAUGAGUGGGGAAGCACUAAGACGGGUGAGCAGGAGCAGUUAAUAGUGACGGCUCUAAAUUGUGUCCUGAGAGUCCCGCGCUACAUCCCACAGGAGCAACGCUUUGAUGUGCGAGUAUUGGGUUUGGGUCUACUAAUUAACCUUGUGGAGUACAGCUCCAGAAACCGCCACUGUCUGGUUGACAUGGAGUAUACUGUAGAAGACACCUGUUUGGAAGACAGCCUGAUGCAGCCUGCUGACCCAACACAAACAGAGUCAGCAACAGAGACAACAGAGACUCAGGAAGACGGGGCUGACAAGCCCAAGUCGUCUGGAGCUUUGGCUGCCCUGGUAAAGCUGUUCCUUGAGAGGGAGCGCGCUGCCAUCCUGGCUGAGGCGAAGACCGAUGACCUCAUCAGCGAAGCCCCCAAGCCGGCGCUGGACCAAAGCGGGGAGUGGCAGGAGACAUCAGGAGAGAUCCAGUGGGUGGCGUCUGAAACCACCGACAGCCAAACUGAGAAGAAAGAAGAAGAGGAUGAAGAGUUGGACCUAAAUAAAGCUUUGCAGCAUGCAGGCAAGCAUAUGGAGGACAGCAUUGUUGCCUCCUACACUGCUCUGUUACUGGGAUGCCUCUGCCAGGGCAGCCAGAUAAAUGUGACUACUGUGAGAGAGCAUCUUCCUAAAGGAGAUUUCUCUAUCAUGACAGAAAUGCUGAAGAAGUUCUUGAGUUUCAUGAACCUCACUUGUGCUAUGGGCACCACCGGACAGAAGUCUAUCUCACGGGUCAUCGACUACCUGGAGCACUGUUAACACUCGGUGAACAACAGCAACUGGACACUUUUUAGGGAUUCCAGGAGACUCUAGUCCCCAGCUACCUAACAGGAGCCACAAGGGGCCAUCGAAGUUGCCACUCCCUUUGACUUCACUUGAUCACCCAAUGUUGUGAUCACUCAGAAAUCUAAUAGAUUAAUGCAUACACAGAUAUGUGUGUAUGUAACACGCAUAUCAGUGGAGCACAGCCUGAACCAAAGCCCUGCUAGCUAAAAGACAUCCUUUCUUUUUUUAAAUUCCUAGUUUCCGUCAACUAACGCCACAAUUCCAGUCGAACCCAGAUUCAUCCUCAUAUCGGACUCUGCAGAGGCCAGGCUAAAUAAUUCUGCAAGCUGCUCAAUAGUUGGUGGAAUGUCAGAUAAAAUGGACUGGCAGCAGACCCCCUCCAUUCAUCGUCCCAAAACAACAACAGGCCACAGAGGAGGAGAGUCCUGUCUGCUGUCAGGUCCUGAUUUCUGGUUGCGUAGCUGAGUGUGAACAUCUGAAUCAGAUUAUAUGGAUCAUUACAUUUUUAAUCUUCGCUUAUCCACGUCCAAGCCAAGGGUGAAAUCAUUGAUCAGCAGGAGAAUCAAUCAUUUUCAUGGGUGUUAGAAUGAUGUUGAUAUGUAAACCUGUGUGGAAUGAUUCUGAAUGCAUACAUCCAUUUAUUACAUGUUUGCAGUUAGACUGAAUGUUUAAGGGAAAGAGGACUUUGAAACCUUAAGUUUUAUGUUUUUAUUUUACCCUAAUCUUUUAUUAGCUUUCUUUUAUUCUAAGGACAUUUUUAUUCCUAAAGGGCAUUUUUACCCCCAAAAUGAUGAAUUCCUGUUUAAGAAAUCAGGACUCAGCAACACAUCGGUUAUUGAGAGGAUGUCCUUUUAAUUUGACUGAAAUAACACUUGGAAAUGACAUACUAUCAUGAAAUUUCUAUUUCCUUGUGAUUCAUUUAGUUAGUCUCUCCCCCCCCCCCCCCAGUUUUAGAGAAUUUAAAUUUUAAUUAAGUGAACUGUGUGUGUGUGUGUGUAAUAAUUACUAUAUGCAUUUUAAAUUCACAGGUAUAACACAUGUAAUGAAUUACUCCAGAUGAUGGUUGUGCUUCAUUUUUACAUUGUAAUGAAAUCAUUUUUUAAAGAAACGUAUUUAAUUUAAUGCUUUCUCCUUCUGUCAUGUAAAUGUAAAAUCUUUACUCAGUGAGAUGUCAUCAUGUUUCGAUAUAAUCAACCCGAUUAGACGAGCUCAGUGGCUGGACUUAAUACAUGUGACUGCAUUUGCGAAAUUAUAGUUUUGGCUGAAAAAGGCACGUCUUUAAAAUCUAUUAAAUAAAAAGUGAUUUUAUGCUCACAUUUGUUCAGCCACAUGCAGCUUCCUGUUUUAAACUCCUAGUGUUACAACAUGUCCCCAUUGGACAAUUUGCAUUAAGCUCCCAUUUAUUUAUUCUGCUGUGGUGUCAUUUUACUCGUGAUUAUGCACCCGAAACCUCUGAAAAGCCUCCGUCGUGUACUGCUCAUAUGUACGAUCACUGAACUGAACUAAAUGACAGCCAUACCUGUAUAAACAUCAGUUUUAUCUGGUUUGUAGGGCUGCAGUGAACAUAACUGCAACUGUGUUUACUGUUGAUUACUUUGCAAAAUUUUGAUCUAAAUGGAAUUUUAGAAUGUAAAUACUCCUGUAAAUAGCAGUUAAUGGACAUUUAAGAUACUUAGGCUGCUUUGCCUGCCCCCCCCCCCCCCCCUCCCUGAAGCUGAUAUUUUUAUUUUAUACAAUAUUUCUGAGUUGUUUCAAAAAGUAAAAAUUGCAAGAUGACAAAAAAAAAUUGUUUCUACCCAUUUAAAGGACAUUGUCUCUGGUUACAUGUAAAUAGUUGUAUCUCAAGAUGAAAAAAAAUAUGAAAAAUUGCUACUUUCA